Miscanthus lutarioriparius is the source of this 2349-nucleotide messenger RNA. The record is from the annotation of a GenBank genome assembly. NCBI's taxonomy places the organism in Eukaryota, Viridiplantae, Streptophyta, Magnoliopsida, Poales, Poaceae.
AUGAGGAACGGUCGGUGCCUCGUGAGUCCCGCUCCCGCCGUCCGCAUGCCCGGCUGGAGUCUGCAUGCACGCUUGACGCCCCGGCCAAAGGUGCCUAGCGAGAUCUACGAGCCGGGUGUGCCUGUGGUGCUUGGCCGGACGGACGCCUGCACGCCAGUCACCGUGCUGUUGCGUUCAGCGUGGGUGCGAGCAAUCGGUGUCACAGGCUCACAGCUGGGCGCCGCUUGGCUUGCCAAGCCAGCCGUUGAUGCCGCGAAGCCGAGCCAGCCGCCCCCAGCAGGCUUGCCAGGUAGCUUCAAUUGUUUGUUAGCUAUCUUGAACUCUGCUAUUUCAGAUGAAUCUGUCAUGUGUGUGAUUCCAAUUUUUUUGAGAAAGAUGUGGUAUCUCAAGGGCUUUGGUGAUAUGCCCGAGAAAGAUUGCACUCAUAAACAAGAUAAUUAUGGAUCGCGCAGACACAUCAGGGUUUGUCAGUGGUGGUUGCUUUGGUACUACAUUCCUGCUGAUAUUCUUCCAUUUCGUCUAUUCUACGGUCCGUGUCUGAAAGAUCGUCAAGAACCCUUCAGCUGCUUGGGCAGAAAUAUCAUCAGGCCCCUGUUCUUUGAGCUCUCUGGUGUUUUAUCUCAUAUUCUUUUCCGCCAUUGUUAUAGCGUCUCAACUGUGAUGGAUAACGGCUUCAUGGACAACCCCCAUCCGCCAUUGUCAGAGUCUCUGAUGAAUGACCCCUUUGUUUUAGUGGGUUGCUCAGCGCCAAGCUCCACAAUGGAGAACAUGGGCCAAAGCACACUCUGUAUGGAUGGCCUGAACCCAGCAAUGGUUAGUUGCAGCCAUGUUAAUGGAAAUACACAGAUAAUGAAUGACAUAGCAGCGAGAGAUGAUGGCAGCAGGUUAGUCCUUGGUUUGGGCCCAACGCCGAAUUUUUAUUCUGCAGUGUCUACUGGUUCAAAACAAGAUCAGAGGUUGUCUGGCCAGAGUUCCACAUUUACUGAUUCAGGGAUGCUGAGGCUUGGACUUCAGAUGGAUGGUGGGGAAGCAAUUCAAUAUCUGCAAGCACCGAAUGGAGCACUCCAUUCUUUAGGUAUCGUUGAUGAGGCUUCAACAUCUGCUACUGUAAGGAACAUGGGUGGUUACAUGCCAUCCCUACUCUUUGCUCCCCGCUCUGAUUCUAUUGUCAACGAGACACAAGUAGAAAACCCAGAUUCUCUAGAUCUCAUGCACAGCACCACCAACACUCAGCGUCUUCAACAUCACCUCCAGCUCAGCCCCGAACCCUCUGCAAUGACCGAGUCUUCAUUUGGUGUGAGUUCUGAUGUUGUCACUGCAACAACUACAUCAGAACGUAGCCAUUCCCGACAUCCUAAGAAAUGCAGGUUUAAGGGAUGUUCCAAAGGUGCAAGAGGCGCAUCAGGAUUGUGUAUUGCUCACGGAGGUGGGCAGAGAUGUCAUAAACCUGGAUGCCAUAAAGGUGCCGAGAGCAGUUCUGCAUACUGCAAAGCCCACGGUGGCGGUCACCGGUGUGAGGAGCUUGGUUGCACCAAAAGUGCAGAAGGAAAAACAGAUUAUUGCAUUGCUCAUGGUGGAGGCCGCCGCUGUGAACAUCCUGGCUGUCCUAAAGCUGCCCGGGGUAAGUCUGGGCGGUGCAUCAAGCACGGUGGCGGGAAGAGGUGCUCGGUUAAAAGUUGCAUUCGGAGUGCCGAGGGGAAGGCUGGACUGUGCAUUUCUCAUGGCGGUGGCCGACGGUGCCAGUAUCCAGAUUGUGGCAAGGGGGCACAGGGCAGCACAUUGUACUGCAAGGGACAUGGUGGUGGCAAGAGGUGCAUCUUCAAUGGUUGCAGCAAAGGCGCUGAGGGUAGCACACCUCUGUGCAAAGCACACGGUGGUGGGAAGCGAUGCAUGUUUGAAGGAGGUGGUGUCUGUGCAAAGAGUGUGCACGGGGCUACUGAAUACUGCGUGGCACAUGGAGGAGGGAAGCGCUGUUCCGUGCCCGGCUGCACCAAAAGUGCUCGUGGCCGCACUGACUACUGUGUGAAGCACGGUGGGGGCAAGCGUGCAAGGUUGACAACUGUGGCAAGAGCGCCCAGGGGAGCACGGAACUCUGCAAAGCCCAUGGUGGAGGAAAGCGGUGCACUUGGAGCACAGGCUGUGAAAAGUUCUCCCGUGGCAAGAGUGGCUUCUGUGCGGCACAUGGUGCUGGUUCCUCGCUCUAUGAUGCCUUCUUGGUCGUCUGAGCCUGUAGAUGGAGGCAGAGAGGGAGGUCAUGUUGUUCCUGAGGGGAGGGUCCAUGGUGGUGGCCUCCUGUCACUUCUUGGUGGCAGCUUCAGGAAUGCCGAUGUGGAAAAGCUUCGAAGCUAG